Messenger RNA from Labeo rohita (rohu), 1477 nucleotides. RefSeq names its product ELAV like neuron-specific RNA binding protein 2 (gene elavl2). The record is from RefSeq and is a predicted model, not a curated record. NCBI's taxonomy places the organism in Eukaryota, Metazoa, Chordata, Actinopteri, Cypriniformes, Cyprinidae. The coding region runs from base 225 to 1394 and encodes 389 amino acids. The transcript is spliced from 8 exons. Gene Ontology annotation, molecular function: RNA binding. Gene Ontology annotation, cellular component: ribonucleoprotein complex.
CAUCACCUGCGGCUUCACCAAGGUCCCGCUCCUCCGUGUUUCAUCCUCCUCUCAUUGUUCAAUAGCAUGCGAAAGAAACGCACCGCAGCUCGGUGAUUGGCUCAAUCACAUGCCAGUUUAUUUAGAGCCUCUGUUUCCCGCCAUCACCCCCCUUAACGUGUGAGCGCGACAUCAGCACACGCCAUAAAUUUAUAAACCGAAUUAAGACGUCCUCUCCAGCCAUCAUGGCAGUCAGGCUGUGUGAUGUGGCUUCUCUUCUGAGAAGUGGCUCGUGGGCAGCCGAGCCGUGGACUGGGCAAGUGAUCACUGCCAUGGAGACGCAGUUGUCCAACGGACCAAGCUGUACCACCAGCAACGGUCUCAACAGCGUCUCUAACAACUGCACGUCACCUGUGGAGAUGCCCAACGGAAACGAGGACAGUAAAACCAACCUGAUUGUGAACUACCUGCCGCAGAACAUGACACAGGAGGAGCUCAAGAGUCUGUUCGGCAGCAUCGGAGAGAUAGAGUCCUGCAAACUUGUGCGAGACAAAAUCACUGGUCAGAGUCUGGGUUAUGGCUUUGUAAACUAUGUGGAGCCCAAAGAUGCAGAGAAAGCCAUCAACACUUUAAAUGGACUCCGACUACAGACUAAAACCAUCAAGGUGUCAUAUGCUCGACCAAGUUCGGCCUCCAUCCGUGAUGCUAACCUCUAUGUGAGCGGUCUUCCUAAAACUAUGACCCAGAAAGAGCUGGAGCAGCUCUUCUCUCAGUACGGCCGCAUCAUCACCUCCAGGAUCCUUGUGGAUCAGGUCACGGGUGUGUCCAGAGGUGUGGGCUUCAUUCGAUUUGACCGACGUGUUGAAGCUGAGGAGGCCAUUAAAGGGCUGAACGGACAGAAACCACCAGGUGCCACCGAACCCAUCACAGUGAAGUUUGCCAACAACCCCAGUCAGAAGAGCAGCCAGGCGCUGCUGUCCCACCUGUACCAGUCACCCAACAGACGCUACCCAGGACCGCUGGCCCAGCAGGCCCAGAGAUUCAGGCUGGAUAAUCUGCUUAACAUGGCAUAUGGAGUCAAGAGUAGAUUCUCACCCGUGACCAUUGACGGGGUCACCAGCCUGGCAGGCAUCAAUCUCCCAGCUCAUGCUGGCACGGGCUGGUGCAUUUUUGUGUACAAUCUGGCACCGGAUGCUGACGAGAACGUCCUCUGGCAGAUGUUUGGCCCGUUUGGUGCUGUGACUAAUGUAAAAGUCAUACGAGACUUUAACACAAACAAGUGCAAAGGAUUUGGCUUCGUAACCAUGACAAACUACGACGAGGCUGCCGUAGCAAUCGCCAGUUUGAAUGGGUACCGGCUCGGGGACCGGGUUUUACAGGUCUCCUUCAAGACAAACAAAACACACAAAGCUUGAUUGAAUGACAUUAUGCAAACAUGACUUUACAUGACAGGAAAUAUUUCAUGUUUGUUUUUUUUUUUUUUUUUGUUUUUUUUUUU